AUGCUCGACGAGCACCGCCAUGGUUCUGAUUCUUCUGUGGUUGUCUCCAAUAGGUUGCGUGCUAAGACGUCGCCCAAGAUUUUAGCCAGAAGCAGGACUGCUGUGAAGACAGCAUCAAAGCCGAAGAAACGUGCGCAUUCAGACAUGCUCGAAACUGUCGAGCCGGAGUCUUGCAACCUGGGCCCAGAUGUGUGGCUCAGACGGAACAGCGAGCGCAUGCCUCUGCUUGACAGACUGUUCAGCUGGCGCCGCUGGAUGUGGAGGGCUUGGCUCCAUUUUCGUAGGAGUGUGCAACAUGCUCCUCUGGAUGAAGGCUUGCAGAUGCAGGUUGUCGGGGAGAUGGUCCAGAGUCAUGGCUGCCAAGGGCUUUCCGUUUCAGAAACAACGGCAGUCUCCGACAACGACAUUGAAUCGAUGACAGCUGCGCUGCAAAGCAUGAACGAGAUAUCUAUGAGCUCUAGCUUCUCAGGGGUGGACGCACCGUGCACAUCAUUCUUGAUGUUGGGGCUAGGGCUUUGUGAAGAGCUAUCGAUGUCAGCGGAACACAUACCACGACCUCGCAAUGCUUUUGCGAUCGAGUGGACACACCAUGCACAGCAGGAGUUGAAGGCACACCCCCACAGUCCAGGGUGUGUCUUUGGAGACAUCACACAAUUCUGGAACACCUCCACCGCCAUCCGCAUGUCUCAGCUUUUGGAAUGUGAAGAUGCUGUGAACAAUGUGUUGCUGCCGCUGAUGAAGCAGCGACAGGCUACCACCCGUACAGGAUGGUGCUUGGUGCACAACCAGAAGUGCGAGGUGCCCUCGUGCCGGUUGCAUGUGGCUGGCACGCCGUGCACGGAUGCAUCGAUCCGUGGAAAGAUGGCUGGCAUCCGCGGGCCAACUUACCAGUACUUUUUGUGCUGGUGCAGCAUGAGGUUGGACCUUCAGGAGGCAGUGCUGAUCCAGGAAAAUGUGGAGAACUUUGCUUCUGACGAGAUGGUGCGCAUCCUUGGACACGUCUACCACAUCGAGUAUGCCAUGAUGUCUCCAAAGGACUACGGCUUUGCAAUCUCGAGGCCCCGCAAGUGGUCGAUUCUUCGCCACAAGUACAAGACGAAAGCAUGGACGACGCCUUGGAAUAUCUUUGUGAAAAUGUUCCAAGAUCACCGAAUCCCAGGUGACUCGGCAGUGCCAGCAUGGGACAUGUACUUUGCUGCAGACUUGGACGAGAUCUACGAGGAGCUUUGCUGGGCAUGCGGACGGCCGGACAGCCGUUUGCAUGAGGAUGGUUGCCCUUUCCCAGACCUGGCUCACUUUGCAAGCGCAUGCGAAACGAAUCCAGAAGCAGUGCGAAGGGCCUUCGUCGAAUCCCUGACCGCGUCAGAGUUUGAGUUUCUGUUGCACUACAGGACAGAGAGGCCAAACAAUGUCUAUGCCCUCAACCAGGAUCCGUCAUUUUCUUUCACGUCCAGUCAUGCUUCCCACCUCCAGACCCUGAUCAAGAAUUCCGGAGUUCUUUGGUGUGCUGUCCGCACUCGAGCUUGUUAG
This is a messenger RNA of Symbiodinium sp. CCMP2456, 1530 nucleotides long. The record is from the annotation of a GenBank genome assembly. Lineage: Eukaryota; Dinophyceae; Suessiales; Symbiodiniaceae.